GGCGCGGGUGCUGGACGGCCGCGGCGGAUCGGCCGAGGUCGCUAGUGGUCCCCGGGGCACGGCGGCUUCUCCAUCAGCCCAUCACUUCUAAUUACUCGGACAGAGAUGGCAGUCGACCGCCGCUGACCGCGCCCGGCCCGUGCAGACUGCCGCCGAUAGCAACGGCAGGCGUCAUGAGCUUCCUGUUCGGGAAAAAGAAGAAAAAGGAGACGGAGUCGGGUAAAACACCGCAGGGCCUGUACAAAUCAAUCAACGGCGAUGUGAGCAGUGAACCCAAGUCGCCAACUAGCCCGCAGCGGGUGGACCCCAAGGGCGCCCGACCCGAUACUCCUAAGAAAGAGGAGGCCUCGAAGAGGGAGAAGACAGAGGUCAGCAGCGACGCAGGCGGUCCAGCGGCCAUGCCCUUCACAGGAUCCAGCAAGCCAUCCAGCUUCGACUUCAAAGAAUUUCUGGAGAAGGCCAAAGAAGAUUUUGAAGAGAAAUGGAAGAACCCAUCAAAGAAUACGGCGGCCUUGGAAGACUUCGAACUGCUGAAGACGUUAGGUACUGGGUCCUUUGGGCGUGUGAUGCUCGUGCAGCACAAAGGCACCAAGGAGUACUACGCCAUGAAGAUCCUAGACAAACAAAAGGUGGUGCGGUUGAAACAAGUGGAGCAUACUCUCAACGAGAAGAGGAUCCUCCAGGCCAUCAACUUCCCGUUCCUUGUUAGUCUGCAGUACCAUUUUAAGGAUAACUCGAAUUUGUACAUGGUUUUAGAAUAUGUGCCCGGGGGCGAGAUGUUCUCGCACCUGCGGAAAAGUGGCCGGUUUAGCGAGCCGCACUCGAGGUUCUACGCGGCGCAGAUCGUGCUGUCCUUCGAGUACCUGCACUACCUGGACCUGAUCUACCGCGACCUGAAGCCCGAGAACCUGCUCAUUGACAACCAGGGCUACAUCAAGGUGACCGACUUCGGGUUCGCCAAGCGGGUGAAGGGCCGGACAUGGACGCUGUGCGGCACGCCCGAGUACCUGGCGCCCGAGAUCAUCCUGAGCAAGGGCUACAACAAGGCGGUCGACUGGUGGGCGAUGGGGGUGCUCAUCUACGAGAUGGCGGCCGGAUAUCCGCCGUUCUUCGCCGACCAGCCGAUCCAGAUCUACGAGAGGAUCGUCUCCGGCAAGGUGCGGUACCCGUCUCACUUCAGCUCGGACCUGAAGGACCUGCUGCGAAACCUCCUGCAGGUCGACCUCACCAAGCGCUACGGCAACCUCAAGAACGGCGUCAACGACAUCAAGGGCCACAAGUGGUUCCACUCCACCGACUGGAUCGCCGUCUACCAGAAGAAGAUCGAGGCGCCGUUCGUGCCCAAGUGCAAGGGCGGAGGCGACACCAGCAACUUCGACGACUACGAGGAGGAGAGGUUGCACGUGUCGUCCACGGAAAAAUGUGCCAAGGAGUUCGCCGACUUCUAGCGGUGCCGCGCAGCCGAAGCCAAGUGCCGCAUGUUGGCCGGAUGCGCGCGCGCCGCCAGAAGCGCUCAGUCAGUCAGCGGUGGCACGCGCCCGGCGCCGGACGCCCCGACCCGACCCGAGCCGCCGGCCGCGCCGCUCACCGAGUGCUAUGCUAUUUUAUGUAUAAUUACCGGGUUUUAUAUCAGUGGGCGCGCGACGGACCUGCCCGGGGCGGGCCAAGCGGACGUGAGUGCGCCCCGCCGGAGAAGACGCCGUGGUGCGUGCGGUGGUGUCGCCGCGGGCAGGUGGCGCCAGCGCUGCCGGCGAUGCCACAGAAACGUUGUACAAACCCAGCAGCUGACCCUCGACUCAUCAGAUUAUUUCCAUGUGAUAACAGGAGCACGUGUUGACGCUGCCAUAUGCCGCCCGUCGUUUUAACCCCACAUGCACUGUUAGGUGCCCGCCAGAUCUCCUCACUGGCGGUGGUUCCCACCACCGGCCGCUGGUGCCGCGCGCUGCUAACGCCGCCGACCGCCGGACGCGCCGCGCCGACAGCCGAGCGCCGUGAAGCUAGACCGCGCUCAGUUACCUCCCUCCGCUGGCGGGCUAUGACCGCUGCCGCGCACCCGUGUUUGCGAGGCGUACGUAGGGGCAACGCGGCCGGUGUAGGGCCGCGUUUGGCUGCGGGUGUGGCGCCCCGGCCGUGGCCGACUCGAAUGGCGCGUGGCCCUCUGCGUGACUGGGCGAGGAGCGCGGCGCGUGUCGGUCCGCGUGACGCCACCGUGGCGUCCGCCGUGCCCGCUCAUCCCCCUCUCUCGAUGGCUGUGUGUUCUCGAUGAGCGGGUACCAUAUCGCGGCGGGCGGACACGCGCGUGCGCGCCUGCCGGUGGCGCCACCCCAGCCGCCCAGCUACCGACCGCUGAUGCAUUGUCUGUCUGUGCCCUUGCGGACAUAUGGAAGUGUGUGUGUUUGUUCGUCAGUGUUAAUUGUUUGUAGUUACAGGCUGCGUUCAUAUUUUGUGAUUUGUAGUUGGAGAUUUUCAUUAAUACAUUCAGGUAUAUCGAUA
Messenger RNA from Pollicipes pollicipes, 2493 nucleotides. Its product is annotated as cAMP-dependent protein kinase catalytic subunit 1. The coding region runs from base 174 to 1448 and encodes 424 amino acids. The record is from RefSeq and is a predicted model, not a curated record. The transcript is spliced from 12 exons. Gene Ontology annotation, cellular component: cAMP-dependent protein kinase complex; nucleus; cytosol. Gene Ontology annotation, biological process: protein phosphorylation. Lineage: Eukaryota; Metazoa; Arthropoda; Thecostraca; Pollicipedomorpha; Pollicipedidae. Gene Ontology annotation, molecular function: cAMP-dependent protein kinase activity; ATP binding.